AUGGGAGUAUUUAGGGAGGAUGAAAAAAUUGGAGCAUCUAAAUUGAUGUUACUCUGGAUGGCCGAAGGCCUCGUUCAAUGUAGUGAUGAGAGAGGAUUGGAGGCAGUAGCUGAAGCUUACUUGACCGAUAUAAUUUCUAGUAGCCUACUAAUGGUUUCAAAGACGACCUUUUAUGGCAAGGUGAAGUACUUGCAAAUUCAUGAUCUAGUGCGUGACUUUGUCUUAAACAAAGCUAAAGAAGAAAAGUUCAUGCAAGUUAUAGGGACACAUAACCAAUAUCAACCUUCAUAUGAUGAGGAACAUCGAGUGUGCAUUCACCUCGACCAUAAGCUUCGUCAUGAUUUGCAGAGAUUCAACAACAAAGUAGAUAGAUUCCUCACAAGCGGCUCCAAAAAAGGAACAUCUUUUGGACAAGAUCUUAAAUCGUUCUUUGUUACUAAUAACGUGGAUGAUUUUCUUGCUUAUAGAGAUUUUUGGGAUAGCGAGGCUAAUUUUCAUGGUACUGUUUCUGAAGAGUAUUUAUCUCGUUCGUAUCAUUUCUCUUCAGUUGGAGAUUUAAGACUUCUUAGAGUGUUGGAUUUCAAGAACUGCAUUCCAGGGGAUUAUACGAAUAUAGAAGAUAUACUGCAAUCACUAGUUCACCUGAGAUACCUGGCAAUGUGUUUCGAAAAGUUUUUUUUCGAGUGGGUAUCACACAUGUGCGACCUGGAAACUUUACUGGUGGAUACUGAGAGAAUGGUAGAUGCGACACCUCAUAUUUGGAAGAUGACGAAACUAAAGCAUGUAGACCUAUUAACACUUUUACCUCGUGAGUUAUUUGCAGUUUCUGAAGAAGGUCAGUCUAAGUUGGAGAAUUUGAGGGCCUUUAAAGGCAUGUGUUUACUUCGUGAGGAUAUAGAGUUAAUUGAGAGGUUUCCCAAUCUUCAAAAGCUUUUCCUCAUGAUAGCUGAUAAUGAUGAAUCUAACUCUCCCGUUCUGAAAUUGGAUGUUCUUACACAGCUUCAAUCCCUCGUGCUUGGUUCGAUGUGUAAUAUCACCAAGUAUUAUUUACCUUCAAGUCUCAAAGAGCUGAUCCUCCGCCAAGUUAAUAUACUAGCAAGUGCAACUUCCACAAUCGCUGGGUUACCCAACCUUCAAAGACUGUUAUUUCAAGGGUGUAUAUUCGAGCAAGAGGAGUGGGACGUGAGAGAUAUGGAAUUCCCAGUACUCAAAAUCUUAAAAUUUCGAGGAGUUCAGCUUAGGGUAUGGCAUGUCUCAGAAUCAUCAUCAUUUCCCAUGCUUGAGAGUUUAGUGCUAAGAUCUGUUGAAUUGCUUGAGAAGAUUCCUGAAAGUUUUGUGGAAAUUGGAACACUUACAUCAAUCAAGGUGAUCGAUUGUGAUGAUAAUCUCAAGGCUUCAGCUUUGGAGAUUGAGGAAGAAGUAGAAGCAACUACAGGAUGUGACAACCUCAAGGUCUAUAUUUUUCCACAUUACUCUCGCAGCAGCAGCAGUAGCGGCAGAAGCAGAAGAAAAACAGAAGAAGUAGAAGAAGAAGAAGCAGCAACAGCAAAAGUAGAAGCAGAGGAGGAGGAAGAUGAUCAUUUAAGACUUUCAAUCUUGAUUACAUGCUUUUUCUUUUUCUUCUCUUUUUCUUUUGGUCGCAUAAAUAUAACAAAUAGUCCACAGAACUUACUUAUUAAAAGUUGUUUGGACAUUUUCACCAUUCAUGUUAUUCUCUGUAAAGCCCUAUAA
Molecule: messenger RNA, 1731 nt
Organism: Nicotiana attenuata
Lineage: Eukaryota; Viridiplantae; Streptophyta; Magnoliopsida; Solanales; Solanaceae
Product: putative late blight resistance protein homolog R1C-3
Exons: 2
Coding region: 1-1731 (576 amino acids)
Biological process (GO): protein folding
Molecular function (GO): alpha-tubulin binding
Source: RefSeq, a predicted model, not a curated record